AUGUUCGUGUUCUUCCCACUCGAAGAUAUCGCCGUCGCAGGGCACGCGUAUGGCUGGUAUACUCCUGAACGGCCUCUGCUUGUCGUUGCUGGUGUUCUACCUGCUUCUUGGACCGUCGAAGAGGCCGAAGCUCAGCUUAGACAUCUCAAAUGCACUCGCGAUGCAGCGUCGUUGUACACAUCCCUCCAGAGACUGGGAAGCAACGCUUUAGCAUCACGUCUGAGCGAGGACCAUAAGCCGCGUUUGAGUUUGGUGGAAAGAGUGCAGUCUGAACGCGACGAAGUCCGUUUCAUCAUGUACAGACGCUCUCAGAUGGGAUAUGCUGCUAUGCGUCUAUCUCAGACUGCCCCCACAUUUCCGGGAGUAUUGAACGAUGUGACCCUCAAUGAGCUUAAUGCGUGCUACAAGAUCCACGAACGACUGACACCGGUAUCGUCAUGGCGAACUCAGGAGGCUCUCCCGCGUCUGCAUGCUUGGCUUUCAGCCCACAUGGGCUCCUGGCAGCUUCAUGACUCAUCAUUCACGCGUCAUUCACAGCUAGUCGACCAGAUUCGCGCUCGAUCGGUCGUAUUCUCCGACAUGUUAUCGUCCUCCGACCCUUAUGCGCUCGAGAGUCCAAGUGCGUGGGCGAGCCAGCAUAAAUUCAGCAAUGGUCUGUGGCUGAUAUUAAACGAUCUCGUCAUGGGUGUCAUACUUGGUCGAUUCGCGAUCUACCAGAGUGAUAUGCUGGGAGCUGUCCUUGGCUCAGCUUACAUGAAAAAUGGCGUAGAUUUUGUCCGCAGUGCCCUCUUGUGGUUGGACUCAUGGCCCGCGGGGUUGAAGCUCAAUACGGAACUCAGUCGUUUCUUGUGCAAAGGAUUGCUGACUAUUGCCGAUACCUGGUCUGAUUGCCUCGGGUGUCUUCUCCCCUACCUACCCCUGAUCAUACGUGUUGCGGGUUAUGCCGCAUACGGCGGCCUCACUCUGGCCUUAUCUUUGGCCCUCGAUCUCUUGCGCAUCUUCACUUUGCCGGCUACAAUAUGCCAUCUGAUCCUGACAUCAGUACUCGCAUUUGAGACGCGCACUCUAGGAUCCCUUUGGAACCUGUUUCGCGGCAAGCGAUACAAUGCCCUGCGAGGACAUGUGGACACGUACUCUUACGAAGUCGACCAGCUGCUUCUUGGGACAUUACUCUUCACGCUUCUGACGUUCUCGUUCCCUACAGUAGCAGUAUAUACCGCGCUAUUUGCUAUACUGAAUACCCUCAUCAUGGUGUUAGUGUCGACCGGAGGCGUCCUUCUCUACGCGAUGAACGAGUUCCCGCUAUUCGCGCUCUUAUUACGCAUCAAGGACCCGCGCCGACUGCCCGGUGCUAUCUGGCUGCGACCUACAUCCGGAGGACUAAUACUCGAGGUAGAGGUUGAGCAUGCUAGCAUCUGGGCGCUCUUACCAAAAGUCUUUGAACGGAAGGGUCGCUGA
Messenger RNA from Peniophora sp. CBMAI 1063, 1458 nucleotides. The record is from the annotation of a GenBank genome assembly. Lineage: Eukaryota; Fungi; Basidiomycota; Agaricomycetes; Russulales; Peniophoraceae.